Messenger RNA from Fusarium redolens, 1555 nucleotides. Its product is annotated as fungal-specific transcription factor domain-containing protein. Gene Ontology annotation, biological process: positive regulation of transcription by RNA polymerase II. The transcript has a single exon. Gene Ontology annotation, molecular function: DNA-binding transcription factor activity, RNA polymerase II-specific; zinc ion binding; transcription cis-regulatory region binding. Gene Ontology annotation, cellular component: nucleus. The coding region runs from base 90 to 1421 and encodes 443 amino acids. Lineage: Eukaryota; Fungi; Ascomycota; Sordariomycetes; Hypocreales; Nectriaceae. The record is from RefSeq and is a predicted model, not a curated record.
CCCCGCCUCAAAUUCCCCAGCUCAACUAGCAAUACUCUUCAUUUAGAGACCCCAUCUCUUCAUCAGACGCAGCCUGCUUCUCCAAGACCAUGAAGGCGUCGAAGAAGCCAAAGACAAAGUCUCGUAGUGGUUGCGAGCAGUGCAAACGUCGCAAGGUCAAAUGCGACGAGAGACGACCUAUUUGCACACGCUGUUUGCUACGUAAAGAGACAUGCACUGGAAACUUUAGCCACGAUAUCUGGCAGAUCGAGAGGCCGUGGGUGUUCAACGAGCGGGCACCCUCAGCUCCUAGUGCUCUAGAAAAUGCAACUCUUAGGCAUUGGUAUGAUAGCGCUUGCUUGUCCAUGGCCAUCUUUUACCCACCUACGAAUCCUCUCUCAUAUGCGCUUUCCGGCUGGCUGCGACAUUCGAAAGCCUUGAGGCACACACUAGAGAGUGUUUCAGAAGCACAUCAGCACUAUUUUCAACCGGAUAAGCUACCUUCAGCCCUUCAGACCAGGGGCCUAGCCAUCUCCUCAUUACAGAAAGAAAUCGACAGAUUACAGGCAUCACAAACAAAGCAGCAGACCCUCCUCCGUACUACCAUUCUGUCCUCUCUCAUUUUAUUUGUUUCUUCGGCUUGGCUAGAUCCACUAGGAAACGAUGUUGGCAUCAUGUUCAUAAGUGGCAUCAGCAAUAUCAUCGAGUCACUCGCAGACUCGGCACCCACGGAUCCGUUCGCCUUUUAUCUCUUUGGUCUAUAUCUUUAUUGCGAGGCUUUCACAUCCUUCUUAGUACCAACCGGAGAUUCUUAUGGGUCUACUGCUUCGGUCGUAAUUGCAAUACAAAGGCCGCCAUUCGACUCUCUCACCCAUCCUGUUACUGGUGUCUCGAGCACUUUAUGUCCCCUGAUCUCGGAGGCAGGCCGUUAUUUCAGAUCGGUCCUUGACUCCAAAUCGGUCUGCAUGUCGACUUUCAGUGAUAUAGAAGCACGGCUGUAUGGAUGGACACCUCCAGACACCAUUUGCCAUCAGGAACUUCUUUUACAGUUAGCUGAAGGGUAUCGCAGAAUUGGCCUUAUUAUGCUUUACCAAGCCAAUGCAACGCAAGUAGAAGGAACAACGACUGCAACCGAUUUGCCUUUGAUCGAUAUGGUACUCGAGGCGAUGAGAAUAUUGAGAUGUAUUCCUGAUGGUCACCCUCUACUGAACUGGGUAGGGCCUUUACUUACCAUCGCUGGUCCCGAGUUACCUUCAUCAUUCGUAGAGGAGCGAGCAUUAGUAGAAACCACAUUUCAGAGACUAACUCGGUGGACUCGAGUUCAGACAUAUAACCGUGGGCUUGAGCUUGUAAGGGAAAUCUGGAAGUUAAGAGACAUGGGAGUUAAAGCGUCAUGGCUACAAGUUAUGUUACAUCAAGGAAUAUCCUUAGCAGUUUUAUAAAUCGUGAAACUAUAUAAUUAGUAUAUCUUAUGUAAAGCUAGUUAUAUAAGAAUAGUCUUAAGCAUGGACCCAUGGAGCCUUCAACAUUGCUCUUGAUGUUUGGAUUGUGCUUUUGCUAGUGAGACAAGCAAGGC